UCGACGUCACUUUGGCGCCGAAAGGUUCGGGUUUGAGCGCGCGUAGCACGGCGGAUGUCAAUACCGACGUUACGGUAAAGAAAAAGGAGUAUCUGAAUAUCUGAACUGCAUUUACUCCACAGCUAACAUGCAGCGGAACAUAGCGUCUUUUUUUCAGCCAAUGAAAUGUAAGGAGAAGAAUGAUGGACCGGUUAAAGGGAAGUCAGAACCAAUUAAAAGCCCCCUCAAAACUCAGAAUGGUGAGAGAGAAUGUGAUUCCCCAGUGAAGAAGACAAGCAGACGCAGCCGACCAAUCAUAGAUAGUGAUGACGAAGACGAGCCAACAGUGCAAGAAGUCGCCUCCAUACAGGACAGGGACCAAGCAGCCAAGCCAGACAAGGAGAAAACUGAUGUUUUUAAGGUCACUCCCAGCCCGCUUUCGCCAAAUCCUGUUACUAUGCCAACGACCCCCGUCACCCCAGCCACCCCUGCUGUUUCAGCAGAUUCAGGCACCCCUGGAACACCUGUUACACCGACAUACACAUCACCCUGUGACAUCCCAAAACGCAAGACUGCUCGUAAGCAAUUUCCCAAGAGGAAGUUGGACAGCAUGAGUUAUGGAGAGAGAGAGAAGGAGGAGGAAGAGAAUGAAGGGCAGGAGAGUAAAAGAGCACGGAUCAAAGAAUCUGCUGACCAGGCGGGGAAUGAGGAAGAGGCAAUGGAGCUUGAGGAAAAGAAUGUAAAUGGAAAGACCGUAGAGGAGGAACAGAAGGAGAAGAAGGGUGAGAAAAUGGAUGAAGAAGUUAGCAGUGGAGUGAAAGAAGAGACAAAAAAACAAAGUGAUGAAAAUGAAGUUGAACAGGAUGAAGAGAAAGAUGAAGUGAAGAGGAAGACUGGACAGGUGGGAAAAGUGAAGGAAGAAAAAUGCAGUCCUGAAAGAUUAACAAAGGAAGGGGUGAAUACAUCUGCUCAGAAAAAAACUAUCAGCAAUUUCUUUGCACCCAGAAAGGCUGCAGUGAAACUGGAAAAAUCAGAAGAAAGGAGUGAUGGAGAGAAAAAGAAGGAUGAAGGGAAGGCUGUUGCUGUGCUUGAGGAGAAAGGAAAAGGUGAAAGGGGAGUGGAGCCUGCAAAUCAGAGCCAGUACGAUCCUUCAAAAGCUCAAUACCAUCCUAUUAAUGAUGCCUGCUGGAAGAGGGGCCAAAAAGUUCCGUAUCUUGCUGUUGCUCGUACCUUUGAAAAGAUUGAGGAAGAUUCUGGCAGAUUGAGAAACAUUGAGACGCUGUCCAACUUGCUCCGAUCUGUCAUCCUGCUCUCUUCAGAUGAUCUGCUGUGCUGUGUUUACCUGUGCCUAAAUCAGCUUGGCCCCGCCUACCAGGGGCUAGAGCUAGGUGUCGGAGAGACGGUGCUGAUGAAAGCCGUUGCUCAGGCAACUGGGCGACAGCUGGACAAAAUCAAAGCAGAGGCCCAGGAAAAAGGUGACCUGGGGUUGGUGGCUGAGAGUUCCCGUAGCAACCAGAGAAUGAUGUUUGCACCAGCAAAUCUGACGGCGAAAGGCGUGUUCAGCAAACUGAAGGAAAUUGGCAACAUGAGUGGUAACUCAGCCAUGAAUAAGAAAAUCGACAUCAUUAAGGGUCUGUUUGUGGCUUGUCGUUUUUCAGAGGCCAGAUACAUUGUGCGGUCAUUGGCAGGGAAGUUGAGGAUCGGAUUGGCUGAACAGAGUGUUCUAGCAGCUCUGAGUCAGGCUGUGUGUCUGACUCCACCAGGUCAAGAGUUUCCUCCGAGUGUAAUUGAUGCAGGAAAGGGAAUGAGCACAGAGAGUCGUAGAGGAUGGCUGGAAGAGAAAGGACUUAUUCUAAAACAGACUUACUGUGAGAUGCCAAAUUAUGAUGUCAUCAUUCCUGUCCUGUUAAAGGAAGGCAUAGAUGAGCUGCCCAAUCACUGCAAGCUCACUCCAGGUGUGCCCCUGAGGCCCAUGUUGGCUCACCCCACUAAAGGAGUGGGCGAGGUGAUGAAGAGGUUUGAUGAGGCUGCUUUCACGUGCGAGUACAAAUAUGAUGGAGAGAGAGCACAGAUUCAUAUUCUUGAAAAUGGAGAGGUUCGUAUUUUUAGCCGAAAUCAAGAGGACAACACCAGCAAAUACCCUGACAUCAUCUUGCGAAUUCCACAGGUAAAGAAGGAAUCAGUGCGUUGCUGUGUGUUGGACUCAGAGGCUGUUGCGUGGGACAGAGAGAAAAAACAGAUCCAACCUUUCCAGGUCCUUACCACACGCAAGAGGAAGGAUGUGGAUGCAUCUGAGAUAAAGGUGCAGGUGUGUGUGUAUGCCUUCGACCUCCUGUACCUGAACGGUGAGUCUCUGGUGAAGGAGCCGUUGAGUAGGCGCCGUGCUCUGUUGAGGGAGAGUUUUGUGGAGAAGGAAGGAGAGUUUGUCUUUGCUCGUUCUCUCGACUCUUGCAACACAGAGACCAUUGCUGAGUUCCUGGAGCAGUCUGUUCGAGACUCUUGUGAAGGCUUGAUGGUGAAGACUCUAGAGAAAGAUGCCACUUACGAAAUUGCUAAACGCUCUCACAACUGGCUUAAGUUGAAAAAAGAUUAUCUGGAGGGUGUAGGGGACACAGUGGAUCUGUGUGUGAUCGGUGCAUACUUGGGAAAGGGCAAGAGAGCUGGCAGCUAUGGGGGCUUCCUGCUUGCCUGUUACGAUGAGGAGAACGAGGAGUUUCAAUCUGUUUGUAAGAUAGGAACUGGCUUCAAGGAUGAAGAUCUGGAGCAACAUUACAAAUUUUUAAAGGAACAUGUCCUCCCCAAACCCCGACCAUAUUACCGAGUGGAUCAAUCAGCAGAACCGGAUGUUUGGCUUGACGCUGUACAAGUGUGGGAAGUGAAAUGUGCAGACCUAUCACUGUCUCCGAUCUACAAGGCAGCAAUGGGAUUGGUGGACCCAGAGAAAGGGAUUUCUCUUCGCUUCCCCCGUUUCCUCCGCAUCAGAGAUGACAAGAAAUCAGAGGAUGCUACUACUGGGGCACAGAUUGCUGAUCUCUAUAAGAAGCAGCAGCAGAUUCAGAAUCAAGGAGAAAAACCUGAUCUCGAGGAUUACUACUGAUUCUUGCCCUGUGAUCUGGACUCUUGUUUGUUUGGGUCGGUCAUUCUUAGCUGUCUAGAGUUUGAGCAGUGUAGUGGUACAAAUCCUAUAAUUGAACACAGGGUGGGCGGGCAAUAAAACAAUAUUUUAUGGUUAUUGUGAUAAAUUACUUCACAAUAUGCUUUAUAUUGUGUAUGUAUAAGUAUAUUGUGGAUACCGUUAAUAAACAGUUGCAUUCCCCAUUACAGAGAGUACAUAAUUUGUCCUGUUUAGUUGGAUUUAGGACAGAGCAACAAAUAAAACAUUUAAUAAAAAUUGUUAGUUAUUUUGUUAAUCCUGGUACUCCUGGGGCUUUUGUGUCUGUUCAAAAGUAUCACCCACCUCUGUUUGUUUGAGUAGUUCUCCUCUGUUUGUACAAGGAUGUUAAAUGAGAAUGGAAAAAGUUAAUUGUAAAUAGGCUUUGAAAUAAGAAUUCAAAUAAAAAUGUCUAAGUGGGA
Messenger RNA from Pygocentrus nattereri (red-bellied piranha), 3552 nucleotides. RefSeq names its product ligase I, DNA, ATP-dependent (gene lig1). Gene Ontology annotation, biological process: Okazaki fragment processing involved in mitotic DNA replication; DNA repair; DNA recombination. NCBI's taxonomy places the organism in Eukaryota, Metazoa, Chordata, Actinopteri, Characiformes, Serrasalmidae. Gene Ontology annotation, cellular component: nucleus; mitochondrion. The transcript has 27 exons. Bases 128 to 3076 code for a protein of 982 amino acids. The record is from RefSeq and is a predicted model, not a curated record. Gene Ontology annotation, molecular function: DNA ligase (ATP) activity; ATP binding; DNA binding.